AUGACCUUUGUGAAAAGUUCCCCCCAAGCCAACACUCCCCUCACUGGCACUCCAGACUCAUCACUGAAUACAAAGGAUCAAAUGAGAAUCAAUCCAACAGCAACAUCUUUGCAGAGGGAAGCAUCCCUCAAGCCAGCUUAUGAUGAAUCUUCUGCCAAAGAUGAUGCUGAUAACGUGCAAGAAGUCAAAAUGCCAUCAAUGAUGAUAAACUACCAUGAAGUAUACGCUGCAGAACUCAAACUCCUCACCGCCACCCUGCCUAACCGACUACACCAAUCAUAUAUCUCCCCUAUGGCUGCUACACUUCUUGGCGCCAUAGGGGAGAUGGGUCUCCCAUACUGCUUCAGGCAGUUAUGCGUGCAAACUGAUGUUGAUCUUCUGAACACCAUUGGUCAGAGGCUCAGAGUGCCAGAUAUGCUGGUGGAGUACAAGGAUCCAGAUGACGAUUGCAUCCCACUCUGGGCCACUGAGAUCAGUGAUCUUCUUGCUGUCUCGUUGGUCAACAUGAAAGAGGUCAAAAAGCAUGCAGGGCCCAAGGAUGAGUCAAAGGCAGUGGCAUUGCUGGAAAUGAAGCCAUCAGUGACCAUCACUACAUGGCUUCACCGCCCAGACGGUGGGUUUGAUAUCAAUGAAGAGGAUCCCGACCUCUUCGCAACUGCGCGCUUGUUUCCUACACGUGAUGGUCUUGAAGACGUUGACCAUGUUUUUCAACUUACCCUGCAGAGGAUCAGGAACCACAUCAUCAACCUGAUCGAGGUGAAAUCUUCAGAUGAGGUUAACAGUACCACCUUUGAUCAUAUUCGCUCAUGGUCUCCCCCAUCAUCACUGAUCAAUUGGGACCUCCUCACUGAUGAGAUUAUCGUUGGUGCCAGACAAACAGGGUACAAGCACUAUGCUACAUGGCACAAAGUGAUUCUCAAGCGCAAGGCAGAGGCGGACGAAGUGACCACCGGAGGAUUUGCUGUCAAACCUUCCACGUGUUUUCUUGGGAAAGCCCUUACUCUAAUUCCUCCAGGUGUGGAUCCAUCCAAGUCUGACAACAUGUGUUUCAAAUUAGGCCUUUGGUGCUUGAGAUUAGGUAGUCAGCUGGCGUGCCUUGACCAUUUGCUGGGUAGCACCAUCUGUGACAACCAUAGAACUUUGAGAGCUCUGAGUCUCAUCAUUGGCAGAGCUUGGAUGCAUUAUGAUGAAAGAUGA
Messenger RNA from Suillus bovinus, 1197 nucleotides. RefSeq lists its product as uncharacterized. The transcript is spliced from 12 exons. The record is from RefSeq and is a predicted model, not a curated record. Bases 1 to 1197 code for a protein of 398 amino acids. Lineage: Eukaryota; Fungi; Basidiomycota; Agaricomycetes; Boletales; Suillaceae.